Molecule: messenger RNA, 924 nt
Organism: Colletotrichum spaethianum
Lineage: Eukaryota; Fungi; Ascomycota; Sordariomycetes; Glomerellales; Glomerellaceae
Exons: 1
Coding region: 1-924 (307 amino acids)
Source: RefSeq, a predicted model, not a curated record
AUGCCCUACUACGAAUAUGAUCACGCAUACUACGAUCGAUCACCUAAGCCGUACAACCCACGGCGCUCGUCGCAUUCGCCCUACCACUUCGGCGAUCUCUACGCGGCGUUGCCUGGCGACCUCGUCUGGUCCACGGUGUACCCGGCUCACAUCGAUCGCGACAUUCCGCCCUUCGUGGAUCCCAGUUCGAGCGACCUCGAAGCCCCGCUGCCGGCCGAGCAUCGCAAGCGUCGCGAGAAGAAGUGCGGUGGCCAAGCACAACCCAAGGGAGGAGGCGGCGAGGGAAGCCAUGGCGUGACCGAUCAUAGCAAGCAGGCCGGCAAGACCCUCAUAGUCACGCGCCAGGCUUCCCCCAACGCCAACCCUCAGGUUGCGAUCCGCCUCCGCGAGCGGCGACUUAUCGAGAUCAGACUCUUACUAAGCCAGCUCCACGCGCAGCUCGAGACGGCAUAUAAUGUCUACAAGGCGCUCGAUGACAAGUUCAAGAGCCAUUGUGAUACAGUCAAAAGCUUUGCCAACGCAGACACGUUGGACAGAAUUUGGACCGACAUGCUACGAUUGGAGUUGAAGCAAGAGGAAGCCCAGGCCGAUAGACCGGCCGACUUUGACUCUGUCAUGACACAGAUCGGCCUCUGCUUGCGACACCUCCAAGCCGCCGAGAAGGAUAGGCUGCCCUCGGUUCAUGGCCUUCACGAGAGGAACGCCGUCAUCGAGCGCCAAUUCAAAAACGUCAUCAAGGCUGUCGAAGCAAUCGUGGAGCUUGCUGGAAGAGCUCAUGUGGAUCAUCUUGCUUGUGGGGAUUUAAUCUGGCACUUGAACAGGGCCUGGGCUUCGGCGGAUACUGAAUCUGUGGUGUGGAAAAGCCUCUUGGGCAGGCUACCCGCAGCGGAGAAGGCUUAUGUAGCACCUGACGACAGCGACUAG